AUGUCUUCUUCUUCUUCUUCUUCUUCUUCUUCUUCUUCUUCUUCUUCUUCUUCUUCUUCUUCUUCUUCCCAUAAUCAGAUAUGUUAUUACCCCUUAUUGCUUUCCCCCUGGCUUUUACUUCCAUCUUCUCUAUCUGGAUUAUUAAGCUUCCCUAUACUUUUCUUCAUCUUCCACCUCCUCCUCCUCCUCAUUUCACAUCCGAUUACCUUUUCUUCUUUAUCACCUUCUUCUUCAAACACUUCAUUAUCUAUCUAUCUAUCUAUCUAUCUAUCUAUCUAUCUAUCUAUCUAUCUCAAUCCAUUAAUAUUUACCUCUGUUUUUUCACCUCUCUUUCUUUCUCUGUCUCUCUCUCUCUAUCUCUAUGAUUUCAGACUGUUUAUCUGUCUAUUGAUCUGUCUCUCUUCAUUAUCUAUAUAUCUAUCUAAGACUGUUCACUAUCUAUCUCAGCCUGCUCACUAUCUAUCUAUCUAUCUAUCUAUCUAUCUAUCUAUCUAUCUAUCUAUCUAUCUAUCUAUCUAUCUAAUUAGUUUCUUCAUAUCUGAUUCUCUCUUUCUCUCUCAUUUCAGUUUUUCAUUAUCUCUAUUGAUCUGCUUCAAUCACUUAAUAUCUAUCUAUCUAUCUAUCUAUCUAUCUAUCUAUCUAUCUAUCUAUAUAUAUAUAUAUAUAUAUAUAUAUAUAUAUUUCAAAGCUUCCCCAAAAUAA
Molecule: messenger RNA, 702 nt
Organism: Acanthosepion pharaonis
Lineage: Eukaryota; Metazoa; Mollusca; Cephalopoda; Sepiida; Sepiidae
Source: the annotation of a GenBank genome assembly